UAUUACCUUGGGAGAGUGGCAAUAAUUUUUACUCUUAUCUGUUCGGACAAAUUUUAAUCUUUAAUUAUCACCUUUUUGUUGUGAACAUCUUUGGCUGGUUUUAAUGAUAACUGUCCAUCUUAGUAUCUGUCCUACUGCUUUGGCACGCUUUGGUGUUUUGAAUUUGUAAAAAUUGUCAGUUUUAAGGUGAGAGUACCUAAGCUUGCAAACCGCGGCAAAGAAGCCAUGUUGAAAAGAGGGACCUGCAGGAUGUCUAGUAUAGGAGAGCCACUUGGUAGUGGCAAUCGUCAGAAUUUUGUUGGAAAUUCGGAUCAUGACACUAUGGUGACAAACAUACUUUCUGACCCUGUCUACGCCCAGUUCGUCCGUGUUCAUCCAACUGACUGGUAUUCUCAUAUAAGUUUACGAUUUGAGGUUCUUGGAUGCUCAGCAGACAAAAUGGCUGAACACUCAACUUAUUACAAGUCUUUAAACUUUCAUCGUUCAAUAACGACUCAAAACUCGACAGGAAGCUGCAUUCGAUGUGCUGUGAAGUGUAUGAGGGCGCCAGAAUGCAAGUAUUUCAAAUGCGAUGGAGGAUGCCACCUUUACACCUGCAGUAAAGAAGACAAUGUUGUUGCUUUUCAGUUUGGCUCAUAUAUUCCUUUCAACUAAGUCCAGUCGCUUUAAUAUUUUUUUUGCUAAGAUCUCGAAAGUGUAAACGUACGUGUGCUUAUGGGACAUGUGCAAGAUUUUUGCCUUGUGCUGAUUGGUCAGUUGCUAAGUUUGAUCGCUCUUGAAAUAGGGCUAAUGAAAACUGUGUAUGCAGUAAUUUUAUUGCAAAUGUGUUCACUUUGUUUAUUGGAACCCAUAAACUAAUUUUAAUCUAGCAAUAUGAAUAUUAUUAAACAUUUUAACUGUGGUAA
Messenger RNA from Anneissia japonica, 905 nucleotides. Its product is annotated as EGF-like repeat and discoidin I-like domain-containing protein 3. The coding region runs from base 226 to 654 and encodes 142 amino acids. The transcript has 4 exons. NCBI's taxonomy places the organism in Eukaryota, Metazoa, Echinodermata, Crinoidea, Comatulida, Comatulidae. The record is from RefSeq and is a predicted model, not a curated record.